Molecule: messenger RNA, 2740 nt
Organism: Grammomys surdaster
Lineage: Eukaryota; Metazoa; Chordata; Mammalia; Rodentia; Muridae
Gene: Pfkp
Product: phosphofructokinase, platelet
Exons: 22
Coding region: 69-2429 (786 amino acids)
Biological process (GO): fructose 6-phosphate metabolic process; fructose 1,6-bisphosphate metabolic process; canonical glycolysis
Cellular component (GO): cytoplasm; membrane; 6-phosphofructokinase complex
Molecular function (GO): fructose-6-phosphate binding; monosaccharide binding; ATP binding
Source: RefSeq, a predicted model, not a curated record
CGCGCGUGGGCCAGGGCUUCAGUGCUUGCUGAGUACCGGAGCGUCCGGCGUCUCUCAAUCUCCUCAUCAUGGGUGACAAGGACUCCAGCAGCUCCUUUCCGAAGUACCUGGAGCACCUCUCUGGAGAUGGCAAAGCCAUCGGUGUCCUGACCAGCGGCGGGGAUGCCCAAGGCAUGAAUGCUGCUGUCCGCGCUGUGGUGCGCAUGGGAAUUUACACGGGGGCCAAAGUGUACUUUAUAUAUGAGGGUUACCAAGGCAUGGUGGAUGGAGGCUCCAAUAUUGUGGAAGCCAAAUGGGAUUGUGUCUCCAGCAUUCUACAAAUAGGUGGGACCAUCAUCGGCAGUGCACGUUGCCAAGCCUUUCGCAGCCGUGAAGGCCGCCUGAAAGCUGCCUGUAACUUGGCGCGCUUAGGCAUAACCAAUCUGUGCGUGAUCGGCGGGGACGGAAGUCUCACAGGAGCCAAUCUCUUCCGGAAGGAGUGGAGCGGACUUCUGGAAGAGCUGGUUCAGAAUGGUGAGAUCGAUAAGGACACAGUACAGAAGUACUCCCACCUCAACGUGGUGGGCAUGGUGGGCUCCAUUGACAAUGACUUCUGCGGCACAGACAUGACCAUUGGUACAGAUUCAGCUCUGCACCGAAUUAUUGAAGUUAUUGACGCCAUCAUGACCACUGCCCAGAGCCACCAGAGGACCUUCGUCCUGGAGGUUAUGGGGAGACACUGUGGUUACCUGGCCUUGGUGAGUGCCUUGGCUUGCGGUGCUGACUGGGUGUUCCUUCCGGAGUCUCCACCAGAGGAAAAUUGGGAGGAAAACAUGUGCCUCAAACUCUCAGAGAACCGUGCCCGAAAAAAGAGGCUGAAUAUCAUCAUUGUGUCUGAAGGAGCAAUUGACACCCAAAAUAAGCCAAUCACCUCUGAGAAAAUCAAGGAGCUUGUGGUGAAUCAUUUGGGCUUUGACACCCGAGUCACCAUUCUUGGACAUGUCCAACGAGGAGGGACUCCUUCUGCAUUCGACAGGAUUUUGGCCAGCCGUAUGGGAGUGGAGGCUGUCAUUGCCUUGCUGGAAGCUACACCCGAGACCCCAGCCUGUGUCGUGUCACUAAAUGGAAACCAAGCUGUGCGCCUACCUCUGAUGGAGUGUGUGCAAAUGACCCAGGAUGUACAGAAGGCAAUGGAUGAAAGGAGAUUUAAGGAAGCUGUAAAACUCAGAGGAAGGAAUUUUGAGGGAAACCUGAACACUUACAAGCGUCUUGCCAUUAAGCUGCCUGAUGACAAGAUCCUCAAGAGCAAUUGUAAUAUAGCCAUCAUCAACGUAGGGGCACCUGCCGCCGGAAUGAAUGCAGCCGUGCGCUCUGCUGUUCGGGUCGGGAUUGCAGACGGCCACAAGAUGUUUGCCAUUUAUGAUGGCUUUGAUGGCUUCGCCAAAGGCCAAAUCAAAGAAAUCAGCUGGGGAGACGUCGGAGGUUGGACGGGACAAGGAGGGUCCAUUCUUGGGACAAAACGCACCCUACCUGGAAAGUACUUGGAGAAGAUUGCAGAACAGAUGCAUUCCCAUAGUAUCAAUGCCCUUCUGAUCAUUGGUGGAUUUGAGGCCUACCUGGGACUCCUAGAGCUGGCAGCUGCCCGGGAGAAACAUGAGGCGUUCUGUGUCCCCAUGAUUAUGGUUCCUGCUACUGUCUCCAACAAUGUGCCAGGUUCCGAUUUCAGCAUCGGGGCAGACACGGCUCUGAACACUAUCACAGACACGUGUGACCGCAUUAAACAGUCAGCCAGUGGGACCAAGCGCCGGGUGUUCAUCAUUGAGACCAUGGGCGGAUACUGUGGCUACUUGGCCAACAUGGGGGGACUUGCUUCAGGAGCUGAUGCUGCCUACAUCUUUGAAGAGCCCUUUGACAUCCGAGAUUUGCAGUCCAACGUCAUGCACUUGACAGAGAAAAUGAAGACCAGCAUCCAGAGGGGCCUUGUACUCAGAAACGAAAGCUGCAGUGUAAACUACACCACUGACUUCAUCUAUCAGCUCUACUCAGAGGAGGGGAAAGGAGUGUUUGACUGCAGGAAAAACGUGCUGGGCCACAUGCAGCAGGGGGGAGCACCUUCUCCAUUCGAUAGAAACUUUGGAACCAAAAUUUCUGCCAAAGCUAUGGAGUGGAUCACCGCCAAACUGAAGGGGUCCCAGGGCGCAGGGAAAAAAUUUGUUGGCGAUGAUUCCAUUUGUGUCCUGGGAAUUUGCAAGAGGGAUCUCCUGUUUCAACCAGUGGCAGAGCUGAAGAAAGAAACUGACUUUGAGCACCGUAUCCCCAAGAAGCAGUGGUGGCUGAAACUGCGGCCGAUCAUGAAGAUCUUGGCCAAGUAUGAGGCGAGCUAUGACAUGUCCGAUACAGGCAAGCUGGAGCCCUUGCACCACCCCCAUGAAGGACUAUCGGCCAUCUGAUCAUGUUACGCCAUCACCUGACCUGCACACUUAUCUAGGGAAGCCUGUAAUGUUCUCCAGGGACCAUCCUUUUCUGUAACAUAAUUAUUUAUCAGCACUUUAUGCAAGAAUUGUUGACCAGGUAUCGUCAGCGGUGAUAAUCAGAGAGCACCACUUGCCAUAACCAUUGACGCAGCAGACCCUAAGACAUGAAACCCAGCCUCACGCGCUUGAUCGAGUGUCAGUUUUCUACUGUAUGGGGUACUAUCUUGUGCUUUACCAUGUGUGUGUCUUGUGGUAUUGUGGUAUUAAACAUUUGGUUACAACUCUGA